AAUGUGGAAAAUCUAUGAAAUCAAAGAUCAUGAAAUGCUGAAAAUCUUCCCACUCACGCUCCCGUUCUCAUGACGCCAGCAGGGAGUUAUGGGCUUCUUAAGGGUAGUAGCCAGAAUCAUGGGUAGGAUCAGUACAUUCAGGUCCUAUCAGCUGGUGCUUCUCCUGGCUGCUGCACUCGCUGUUGUAGCUUUUUACUACUUUGGCUCAGAGAGGCAGAAUUUCUCCAGCACCACAAAGAGGAUCAAGCAGACCCAGGCCAGUCACAACACCAACAGAAACGAUGCAGACCUCACCGUGGACACCAGGCUCUCGCACCCGGACGAGCCAAAGGAGCAAGGAUGGGAAGAGCGAGGUGUAGAAGAAGACGGCGACGCUUUGACGUCCAGGAAAGCGGACAGUGAGGCUGCUUACCAACAUUACCACGUGCUAAUGAUGUUCACCAAAGUGGACAAGAGCCGGAGCUUGCAGGAUAAAUUCCGAGUGGCCAUGCUGUCCAUGGUAAAACACGGACACUUCUUGGAAGGAGAGGUGUUGGUUCUCCACUUUGUGAGUGACCAGGCCAGCCAAGAACUGGGCAAGAGGAUGCUGCUGGAGCUUUUCCUUGACACAACGUUUAAAUACGAGGUGGUGUUUCAUGACGUCGUGGCUCUGACUCAGAAGCUCUUCCCUAUUGUGGAAGCCAUGCAGAAGCAUUUCAGCGCUGGCUCCGGAGCCUAUUACAGCGACGCCAUCUUCUUUCUGUCCGUAGCUAUGCAUCACAUCAUGCCUGAAAGUCUGACGCGCAUAGUGCAGCUUGACUUGGACCUGAAGUACAGGACCAACAUCAGGGACCUUUUUCAGGAGUUUCACCGGUUUCCUCCAGGAGCAGUUAUAGGGAUCACCAGAGAGAUGCAGCCAGUAUACAGGCACACUUUCUGGCAGUACCGGAAGGAGAACCCUCAGACCAGAGUCGGGGAACCUCCUCCUGACGGCCUCCCGGGCUUCAACAGCGGUGUGAUGUUGUUGGACCUAGGUGCUAUGAGGUCCUCGGCUCUUUACAAUAAGCUGUUGGAGCCCAGCAAUGUGGCCAAACUAGCAGACCAGUAUCGCUUUAGAGGCCACCUGGGUGAUCAAGACUUCUUUACCAUGAUCGGAAUGGAGCAUCCUGAACUGUUUUACUCCUUGGCGUGUGGCUGGAACCGGCAGCUGUGCACCUGGUGGAGGGAUCACGGAUACGGAGACAUAUUUCAGUUGUAUUAUCGCUGCGAUGGACCUGUCUAUAUCUAUCAUGGGAACUGUAACACCCCUAUACCAGACGACUGAGGUUUACACUGGCUUGAUACUACAACUGUUUUCAUUUUAUGGCAGUUCCCUUUUGUGACCGCAGUCAGAUAUCUUGCCCCCUGCUGGCCAAGGGGACCCCACCCCCCAACAAGAUGUGGUGUUUGUGGAAGUUGUUUUAGCACAGGUCGCCAUUAUGAGUGAAAACAGCUCUGCAUUACAGUCGUACAGAGUAGUGUAUUAACAGGAGGUUGUUUUUUCCGGUACUACACACAUGACAUUAUGAUGUAAUGUAUACAGGUCCAUGUGGGAUUUGAGCCCGUCACUGCAGAAGGAUUUUACUGCUCUUUCAUGUUCCGCAAACGCAUAAACUUGUUUGCUAGUUUGGAUGUGACUUAGACCCCAGCCACACAGGCGUACAGACUGGUGUGUGGCAACCAGCGGUCGUGAGGGAGCUGUGAAGGAGUUGUGAGUGGUUGCUUGAAAAAUAAUUGCUAAAGCACGAGUCACACAGGCUGGGAACCUUUGGGAAAACUGUAUUCCUCUCCUGGUUGGCAAAAACCUUGGAAUUGCUUUGGCUGGUAGCAUAUUGGCCUGAGCUGCAGUGACAACAUGAAAGGUGCGCCACACUUUUCCAGAUUUUACUGCAGCUCUGCUAGUAGUUAGCGAGUGUUUGCAGACAGCAUCAUGUAAGUACGGGCAACUGUGGAAAUCUGCGAGCAACCAAAGCAAUCACUGUGAGGUUUUUGGUGCGUUUCCUUCUAUGAAACAGAGCUCACACAGCAAGAGCCAGCCACUUCCAGGAGUCAGCUGCCAACUCGUUGGGGAAUAUAUGUUUCCCUAGCAACUGCAUCCAAUGUGGCAGACAGCUCUUGAGCAGUGCAAUAAUGAUGUCACAUGAGAAGCAUCUUUUAUUUCUGUGGAGAGAAAAAAUUGCAGUGUUGACGUUUGAUUUAGGUUUAUUGUUUAUAUAUUUACAGUUUCAGUUUAUGUGUUUAACAAACUUAAAAACAAGAGCAUCAAGUACACCAAGUAGUGUACAGUAUUUAACGCAGUAACUCCCAAAUCACUAACUGAUGUUGAAAUAUUAAUGCAGUGAAGCAAAUGCGUAGACCGACCUCGGCUCGCUUCAUUCUCCGACACGUCGAGUUUUCAGUGUCCCAAGUUCAGCCUACAUCACACCGUAGCAGGUGAGGGCUAAUCUCUGUCAAUUACUUGUAUUUUUUCUUUCUUGCAACCAGAGGGAUCGCUCUUCGUGGACUUUGUGGGUCAGCCACAGCUCUUUUCAAACACGUCUUUACAGGUAGAAAAGCAGAAGUGAGUGGGUGGGGGGAGACAGCAGAGAGCUGGCCACAGGGAUUGGAGAGAUAACGAUUAACAAUGACGACACUGAAGGCUGUUGUUUGUGCCCCGUGUUUGCAGUGUAGCCGAGGCCAAACAGACCCACUUCAUUCAGACACGUUUCUGAAGGAGCGUUGCGGCCAAAAGCGUGACUGCGGAUGCUGACCCACUUUUCAGUUUUCUUGCUGUGCUCAAUGAAGUCCUGCUCAGAUUCAAAGAAAUGUCAACACUCGAUAUUAAUCAGAAACUUAAUGUAGCACUGAAGCACGCUGCCGAGGAGAAAACGAACCGUGGGAUAAGACUAUAAAAAGAAUGUCUUCAGUUCUCAACACCUUAUAGCUUUUUCUGUUUUACUACUAACAGAGCCAGUGGCUUUACUGGUUACAUGAUGAUUACAUUAGUUUUACUGGGAUUGCCACUAUCAGUGUACAUCACUAUCAGUUUCAGUGCAUUACAGUGUUUAAAAUGACAUAAAAUGGUUGAUAUUGAUAAUCUAUCAGAAAGCAUGUACAAUUUUUUAAAGUACAGUCAUGUACCAGAAAGGAUGGAUUAUUAAAGGGAAGGAUGAAACCAUACGUUCCAGCUUGGUCUUAUGGACCUCUGCCAACAGCUGUACUGUAAGUGUCAUACAAUACAUCCAUGUGAUGGUUUGUGUGUGAUCUAAAAACUUGUAUAUCAGUUUCUUGUUGGUACUCUGCUAACACAUACAAACCUAUUUGUGUCAUCAUCUAAAAAAAUGUUAUAUGUGUAUCGUCUAGAGAUUCACUCACACAAUUUCUGAUUCCAGGUUAUUUUUGUUUGUUUGUUGCCAAUUCUGAUUUUCUUUCUAAGAACUACACCUGACAGAUUAUAGAAAAAUAAAGUUUUCUUUAAUGCACCAAUUACAGUUUGGAGUUACAGGACAUGUUACUGAAACAAUUGAAAAUAAAAUGCUUUAUUGAUAUAAACAGAACUAAUGUCAGUUUCUUAGAUCAUUUUGCAUAUAAAUUUACCAACAGUGAUCCUUUUUUAUUUUUCACUCAACUCCACAACUUUCCUGUCACUGCUUUGGUCCUUUGCUCAUACCGAGGCUCACACCAAGCUUGUGGCUAGCUCUGAGCUCUGGCUAGCUUUAGCUUUAGCCACGUUCCCUUCUUUUAAUAAUAAUAAUAAUGGAUACUUUAUUGAUCCCCAUGGGGAAAUUACUUGUUUUUCCUCUGC
Maylandia zebra (zebra mbuna) is the source of this 3802-nucleotide messenger RNA. The record is from RefSeq and is a predicted model, not a curated record. NCBI's taxonomy places the organism in Eukaryota, Metazoa, Chordata, Actinopteri, Cichliformes, Cichlidae.